GCAAGCUACCAGUGGCCUAACAAGUUCUGAGCGGCUGAAGCUUCCCUCGGUAAGCGCAUUGGCCCGCUCAGCACAAAGGGCACGCCGCGCCUUAAACAUGCCGCUGCCUGCUGCACAGCAUAUUCACGAGAUCGACCUCCCCAGCUGGCUUGAAUCGCUUCCAGACGGGCGAUCGUUCUUGCUGUAUGAUUCUGGCGCACAAGACAAAGAUCGUCUAUUCAUGUUUGCGACGGACGAGAACCUUCGACUCCUCAGCCAGUACGCUGACUGGUUCGCCGAUGGCACUUUCGACGUCUCGCCGUCGCUCUUCCAUCAGGUCUAUACCAUCCACGGACUUGUUCAUGGCAAGGUGCUACCGCUAGUCUACUGCCUGAUGACCAAACGGAGCCAGGAAGCCUACGGGCGCGUUUUCAGGACACUCAAGGAACUUUGCCCCCGACUGUCGCCUCAGACGUUAAUGAUGGAUUUUGAAGUGGCGGCCAAGCGAGCUUUUCAGUCGGUGUUCCCGACAGCCAAAGUGACGGGCUGCUUCUUCCACCUAAAACAGUCGUUUGUUCGUCGGAUGCAGGAGGAGCACCUCAUCGUCAGAUAUCGUGAGGACGGUGACUUCCGAAGAAGAGUGAGCAUGAUACCGGCACUGGCGUUUGUUCGACCCGGUGACAUUACGCGAGGUAAAGGAAAUUUUUAGUACUGGCGGGCAAGGCCUCGUGCGUUGCCAGCCUCGUUGUCAUAUCAACGUCGUGCAAGACUGAUUUCCGUUACUUGUCUGGAUUGGUUCUCGUUAAAUCUGGUCUUAGUUUAAGAAUACAUGUACAU
This is a messenger RNA of Ixodes scapularis (black-legged tick), 816 nucleotides long. RefSeq lists its product as uncharacterized. Bases 98 to 688 code for a protein of 196 amino acids. The transcript is spliced from 4 exons. NCBI's taxonomy places the organism in Eukaryota, Metazoa, Arthropoda, Arachnida, Ixodida, Ixodidae. The record is from RefSeq and is a predicted model, not a curated record.